AUGUCUGUAACCUCUGCUCCUGCCGGCCAAUCCUCGGGAAUUACUGGGAAGUCUGAUGGCGCGGAGACCGCGUUUCCCGCCCGUCCGCCUCGAAUCCCUCAGCCUCGUUCAUCUUCCGGCCGCCGCUUGAGUACCGCAGGAUCAUCCAGGAAUGAGAGCAUUAACUCGGAGAAUAAAACACCAGUAGGCAGAAUCGGCGUUUGUGCUCUCGAUGUCAAAGCCAGAAGUCGACCCAGUCGCCAGAUCUUGACUCGUCUUCAGGGGGAUGGUGAAUUUGAGGUCAUUGUGUUUGGCGAUAAAGCCAUUCUCGACGAAGACGUCGAGAACUGGCCCAUAUGCGACUAUCUUAUCUCAUUUUUCUCAGAUGGUUUCCCUCUUGACAAGGCAAUUGCAUAUGUCAAGCUGCGGAAGCCUUUCGUCGUCAAUGAUUUGGCCAUGCAAAAGGUGCUCUGGGACAGGCGCUUGUGUCUGAAGAUCUUGGACCAAAUGCAGAUUCCCACCCCUAAGAGAAUAGAAGUUAAUCGUGAUGGCGGCCCAAGGCUGGAGUCGCCGGAGCUUGCUCAGCACGUGAAAAAUAUGUCGGGCGUGGUUCUGGAUGGUCCAGAGGAUGGCACCGGAGGUGGCACCCCGACUACAAAACACGUUGAGCUGGCCGACGAGGGAGAUACUUUGGUUGUGGAUGGAAAACCCUUCAAGAAACCUUUCGUCGAGAAGCCUGUAAAUGGAGAAGACCACAACGUCAUCAUCUAUUUCCCCAAGAGCCAAGGCGGCGGCGCUCGACGACUUUUCCGGAAAAUUGGGAAUAAAUCUUCCGAGUAUGAUCCUGACCUGACCGUUCCAAGGUGCAUUACAGAACCAAACCGCAGUUAUAUAUACGAGCAAUUCCUGAAGACCGAAAACGCCGAAGAUGUCAAAGCCUACACCGUUGGUCCGCAUUACUGUCAUGCUGAGACGAGGAAGUCCCCGGUAGUGGAUGGACUGGUUCGACGCAAUACACAUGGCAAGGAGCUUAGAUAUGUCACGAAGCUUAGCGAUGCGGAGAAAGAGAUGGCUGCCAAAGUUUCGCGGGCUUUUGGGCAACGCAUUUGCGGUUUCGACCUCUUACGAACCGGCACGGCGAGCUAUAUCAUCGACGUAAAUGGGUGGAGUUUUGUCAAAGACAACGAGGAUUAUUACAAUGACUGUGCCAAGAUUCUGAGAAACAUCUUUCUCGCUGAGAAGUGGAAACGGGAAAAUGCUCCUGUGGAGGAGGCGCAGCCCGAGAACGGGGGCGAUGGUUCACAGAGUUUCAGAGGCACAAGCCAUUCAGCCCGGUCGGCACUUAAGACAAUUCUCAAGUCCCCGAGCAUGACAAAAUUAUCUCAGCACCUACCGCAUUCGUCGAGACACCACCACCCGAGCCUUGCUGGUUCCCCCAAAGCGUCUGCUCUGACUACACCUAUAAGCUCGCCACCGAGUGUCGAGAAGAGCACUCACGUCCUAAUCCCUCCGACAGCGACUGAAAAGGACAGCAGCCUUCCCCCACCACUUCUCGCGCCCCCAGAUGCUGCCGAUAUUGUGACGAGCCCUACGGCGCCUGCAAAGGGAGAAGGUCCUGCAGCCCCUAUGCCGAGUUCCAAGCAUUCAUGGAAGCUCAAAGGAGUCGUUUCGGUCAUCAGGCACGCAGACCGGACUCCAAAGCAGAAGCUAAAAUUCACUGCUCACUCGCAAGUGUUUGCCGACUUGCUGAAGGGCCAUCAUGAAGAGGUGCUUCUGAAGGGCGAAGCUGCAUUGGCAAGCGUGCAGGCGGCAAUCAAGGUUGCGCUUAGAGACAAGCUCGAGGAUCCAGACAAGUUACGGAACUUGCAGAGCGCGCUGUCAAAGAAAAUACAUCAACCGGGUACUAAGGUGCAAAUCAAACCAAUGUUUCGGAAGAGAAAGCCGGAAGAGAUGCCCUCGACUUCGGAUGCUUUGCCUAGCCCGGAGGCGCUCUCGUCGAUAGAAGCCGACCAGCAUCUGCUUGAAGGUGUGAACAGCGGCGAGAGGAAGGGAUCUGUGUCUAGCACAAGGGAGAUACGCCGAGUGCAAACAAGGAGCGACUCCAUAUCUGGUGCCACGUUUUCGCGUUUCUCGGCGGCUGAGAACGAUCUUGUCUUGGACAAGUUGCAAUUGGUCAUGAAAUGGGGAGGGGAACCUACGCAUUCGGCUAGAUACCAGGCGCAGGAUCUCGGUGCCAAUAUGAGGGACGACUUCAAGUUACUAAACAGGGAAGUGCUUGAUGAUGUCCGGAUCUUCACAAGUUCCGAGAAGCGUGUAAAGACAAGUGCACAGAUAUGGGCUGCGGCAUUUCUGGACCGACAAGACCUAGCUGACGAUUUCAUUCAGGUAAGGAAGGACCUCCUGGAUGAUUCCAAUGCGGCCAAGGAUGUGAUGGACAAGGUCAAGAAGAAACUUAAGCAUCUUCUUCGCGAAGGCACUGUCCCAGACUCGUUUGCUUGGCCAAAAGGCGCUGCAGAGCCAUAUAUGGUCAUGCAGACUGUGGUCGACCUGCUCAAGUUUCAUCGGCGGGUUAUGCGAUACAACUUCAAAAAGCUUUCAACGGGCGCUGUGGCUUCACUCAGCGCACUCAAUGGCUGCGGUGACGGCAAAGACGCCAACGGACAGAACAAAGAAACGAUCAGCGUCGCCUCUAUUCAGUCGCGAUGGUGCACCGGCGAAGAUGCUGAACUUUUCAGAGAAAGGUGGGAGAAGUUAUUCUCAGAAUUUUGCGACACCGAAAAGGCAGACCCAAGUAAGAUCUCUGAGUUGUACGACACAAUGAAAUACGACGCCCUCCAUAACAAACAAUUUCUCGAAUGGGUGUUCACGCCCAGCCAAUCACUUUUGGAUGAAAUGGCCAAAGAAGAGGGUCUGUCGUCGAAUGCAUCUUCUGAAACUGAAAGGCCAGAUGAGGUUUCCGCGUCAGCCAACGGCACGCAUCAGGAGAGCGCAGUCUCGUUUAGCAGCGGUGUGUCUGAGGGCAGACACAGUCUUGCCCAGAAGAUUGGACUGAGAAGACAAUCAGUCCUCAGACAGCCCCUGCCAGCUGCUCCUUUGAUGUCUUGGGAGCAAGGUGCUUCUUAUUUCAAGUUAUUCAGCGGAUCCGGCGAUGGUCGACCGAAGCAAGACCAAAAGCUGGGCCGCUUACGAGAGCUGUAUCGAUAUAGCAAGAUCCUGUUCGACUACAUCGGCCCGCAAGAAUACGGCAUCAGUGAUGAGGAGAAACUUGAGAUCGGCCUCUUGACAUCAUUGCCCUUGCUGCGCGAGAUUGUCGACGAUCUAGAAGAACUGCAGGCUUCCGGCGAUGCAAAGUCAUUCAUCUACUUCACCAAGGAAUCACACAUAUACACUCUACUCAACUGCAUCAUGGAAGGUGGCAUCCACACGAAGAUCAAACGGUCCACAAUCCCGGAACUCGACUACCUUUCCCAAAUCUGCUUUGAAUUAUACGAGGCCAAAGACGCCGAGACCGCAGAAUCAACCUACUCGAUCCGCAUCUCCAUUUCCCCCGGCUGCCACACGAUCGAUCCACUGGACGUCUCCCUGGAUUCCAAACACGCGAUUGGAAGCGCGCCGCGGCGAUCGUUGACGAACCAUCAGGACUGGAAAGAGGUGAUUUCCACCUUGAAAGCGAAGUUCAACACAGUGCAACUGCCGAAGAGCUUCCUGGCAGUGAAUGUCAGUGAGAAGCAUGAAGAGGAGGCUCAGCGACGGGCGAGUUUGCUGCAAAGCGAAGCGGCAAAGGAGAAGCAUGAGUGUAAAGACGAAGGCGACAGUGCGACGGCGAAAGAUGCAGACGAUGGGGGUCGUGAGGACACGGCAGGUGAAGAGCGGUCAGAAGAAUCUCAGCCUGGUGAGCAAGAAACGGCCCCACUGCAGUUUCUGUCUUGA
Messenger RNA from Cladophialophora psammophila CBS 110553, 3909 nucleotides. RefSeq lists its product as uncharacterized. The record is from RefSeq and is a predicted model, not a curated record. Gene Ontology annotation, molecular function: inositol hexakisphosphate kinase activity; diphosphoinositol pentakisphosphate kinase activity; 5-diphosphoinositol pentakisphosphate 1-kinase activity. NCBI's taxonomy places the organism in Eukaryota, Fungi, Ascomycota, Eurotiomycetes, Chaetothyriales, Herpotrichiellaceae. Bases 1 to 3909 code for a protein of 1302 amino acids. Gene Ontology annotation, biological process: inositol phosphate biosynthetic process; inositol metabolic process. Gene Ontology annotation, cellular component: cytosol. The transcript has 3 exons.